Molecule: messenger RNA, 405 nt
Organism: Pomacea canaliculata
Lineage: Eukaryota; Metazoa; Mollusca; Gastropoda; Architaenioglossa; Ampullariidae
Exons: 3
Coding region: 70-405 (111 amino acids)
Cellular component (GO): membrane
Source: RefSeq, a predicted model, not a curated record
UCGAGUGUGCCGUUUACUGCAGAUACAGUUUCUGCAAAUUUUAACACCGUUUAUGUCAGCAACGUGAGCAUGGAACAGCAACGAGUAUUUGUCUAUAGUUACAACGAAACAAACAAUACAACAGCGAUACGUGUUUCUACGUUUAGCACAGAGGCUCAAGACAACUUCCCUAUUACUUUUGUCGUUCGACAGCAAGAAGGUAUUCUUUCUUGGACGGUUCCUGUGUCUGCUGGUUUUGAUUAUAAGCUCCAAUCUAUGGACCGCACUCUUUGUCCCAUGGAUAAGACCAAAAAGCUGAACAUGACAUCCCAACAAAGCAUCUUUGUGACAGUGGCCACCAUGUCUAACACAGUUGUCAACUUCAAUCUCAUGGCCAACAUCUUGCCUGACUUUGAACUUGAGUAA